AGUUCCGUCGCAGCCGGGAUUUGGGUCGCAGUUCUUGUUUGUGGAUCGCUGUGAUCGUCACUUGACAAUGCAGAUCUUCGUGAAGACUCUGACUGGUAAGACCAUCACCCUCGAGGUUGAGCCCAGUGACACCAUCGAGAAUGUCAAGGCAAAGAUCCAAGAUAAGGAAGGCAUCCCUCCUGACCAGCAGAGGCUGAUCUUUGCUGGAAAACAGCUGGAAGAUGGGCGCACCCUGUCUGACUACAACAUCCAGAAAGAGUCCACCCUGCACCUGGUGCUCCGUCUCAGAGGUGGGAUGCAAAUCUUCGUGAAGACACUCACUGGCAAGACCAUCACCCUUGAGGUCGAGCCCAGUGACACCAUCGAGAACGUCAAAGCAAAGAUCCAGGACAAGGAAGGCAUUCCUCCUGACCAGCAGAGGUUGAUCUUUGCCGGAAAGCAGCUGGAAGAUGGGCGCACCCUGUCUGACUACAACAUCCAGAAAGAGUCUACCCUGCACCUGGUGCUCCGUCUCAGAGGUGGGAUGCAGAUCUUCGUGAAGACCCUGACUGGUAAGACCAUCACCCUCGAGGUGGAGCCCAGUGACACCAUCGAGAAUGUCAAGGCAAAGAUCCAAGAUAAGGAAGGCAUUCCUCCUGAUCAGCAGAGGUUGAUCUUUGCCGGAAAACAGCUGGAAGAUGGUCGUACCCUGUCUGACUACAACAUCCAGAAAGAGUCCACCUUGCACCUGGUACUCCGUCUCAGAGGUGGGAUGCAAAUCUUCGUGAAGACACUCACUGGCAAGACCAUCACCCUUGAGGUCGAGCCCAGUGACACUAUCGAGAACGUCAAAGCAAAGAUCCAAGACAAGGAAGGCAUUCCUCCUGACCAGCAGAGGUUGAUCUUUGCCGGAAAGCAGCUGGAAGAUGGGCGCACCCUGUCUGACUACAACAUCCAGAAAGAGUCUACCCUGCACCUGGUGCUCCGUCUCAGAGGUGGGAUGCAGAUCUUCGUGAAGACCCUGACUGGUAAGACCAUCACUCUCGAAGUGGAGCCGAGUGACACCAUUGAGAAUGUCAAGGCAAAGAUCCAAGACAAGGAAGGCAUCCCUCCUGACCAGCAGAGGUUGAUCUUUGCCGGAAAACAGCUGGAAGAUGGUCGUACCCUGUCUGACUACAACAUCCAGAAAGAGUCCACCUUGCACCUGGUGCUCCGUCUCAGAGGUGGGAUGCAGAUCUUCGUGAAGACCCUGACUGGUAAGACCAUCACUCUCGAGGUGGAGCCGAGUGACACCAUUGAGAAUGUCAAGGCAAAGAUCCAAGACAAGGAAGGCAUCCCUCCUGACCAGCAGAGGUUGAUCUUUGCUGGGAAACAGCUGGAAGAUGGACGCACCCUGUCUGACUACAACAUCCAGAAAGAGUCCACCCUGCACCUGGUGCUCCGUCUUAGAGGUGGGAUGCAGAUCUUCGUGAAGACCCUGACUGGUAAGACCAUCACUCUCGAAGUGGAGCCGAGUGACACCAUUGAGAAUGUCAAGGCAAAGAUCCAAGACAAGGAAGGCAUCCCUCCUGACCAGCAGAGGUUGAUCUUUGCUGGGAAACAGCUGGAAGAUGGACGCACCCUGUCUGACUACAACAUCCAGAAAGAGUCCACCCUGCACCUGGUGCUCCGUCUUAGAGGUGGGAUGCAGAUCUUCGUGAAGACCCUGACUGGUAAGACCAUCACUCUCGAAGUGGAGCCGAGUGACACCAUUGAGAAUGUCAAGGCAAAGAUCCAAGACAAGGAAGGCAUCCCUCCUGACCAGCAGAGGUUGAUCUUUGCUGGGAAACAGCUGGAAGAUGGACGCACCCUGUCUGACUACAACAUCCAGAAAGAGUCCACCCUGCACCUGGUGCUCCGUCUCAGAGGUGGGAUGCAAAUCUUCGUGAAGACCCUGACUGGUAAGACCAUCACCCUCGAGGUGGAGCCCAGUGACACCAUCGAGAAUGUCAAGGCAAAGAUCCAAGAUAAGGAAGGCAUCCCUCCUGAUCAGCAGAGGUUGAUCUUUGCUGGGAAACAGCUGGAAGAUGGACGCACCCUGUCUGACUACAACAUCCAGAAAGAGUCCACUCUGCACUUGGUCCUGCGCUUGAGGGGGGGUGUCUAAGUUUCCCCUUUUAAGGUUUCAACAAAUUUCAUUGCACUUUCCUUUCAAUAAAGUUGUUGCAUUCCCAA
Homo sapiens (human) is the source of this 2193-nucleotide messenger RNA. It is a transcript of the gene UBC, whose product is annotated as ubiquitin C. Bases 68 to 2125 code for a protein of 685 amino acids. Gene Ontology annotation, cellular component: cytoplasm; mitochondrial outer membrane; nucleus. The record is from RefSeq and is marked reviewed. NCBI's taxonomy places the organism in Eukaryota, Metazoa, Chordata, Mammalia, Primates, Hominidae. The transcript is spliced from 2 exons.